Perkinsus marinus ATCC 50983 is the source of this 204-nucleotide messenger RNA. RefSeq lists its product as hypothetical. The record is from RefSeq and is a predicted model, not a curated record. The coding region runs from base 1 to 204 and encodes 67 amino acids. The transcript is spliced from 3 exons. NCBI's taxonomy places the organism in Eukaryota, Perkinsozoa, Perkinsida, Perkinsidae.
AUGGCGGGCUACACGGGUUUCUCGUGUGGCAAGUGUGAUCAGAGAUACGUUAUGCUGCCGUUCAAGGCUAUCACUGGUCGUCCUCCGCGUCAAGUUAACACUGCCGGCCGAUGGUUCGCCAGGAUGAUCAUGUUCACGGGUCAGCCUAGCUUCCUUCCUCAAGGACAUAUCCCACGUCAUAGUUCCGCUCUCAUGCCGCAAUAA